AUGGGCAUCUCUCGGGACAACGGGCACAAGCGUCGCAAGACCAGGAGUAAGAAAAAGCCCUACCACAAGAAGUGGAAGUAUGAGCUGGGACAGCCUGCGGCUAACACCAAGAUUGGCCCUCGUCGCAUCCACAUGAUCCGUGUGCGAGGAGGCAAUAAGAAGUACCGUUACCGUGCCCUGAGAUUGGAUGUAGGGACCUUUUCCUGGGGUUCUGAGUGUUGUACUCGCAAAACAAGGAUCAUUGAUGUCAUCUACAAUGCAUCCAAUAACGAGCUGGUCCACACCAAGAUUCUGGUCAAGAACUGCAUUGUGCUUAUUGACAGCACACCAUACCGACAGUGGUACGAGUCCCACUAUGCACUGCCCCUGGGUCGAAAGAAGGGGGCCAAGCUGACUCCUGAGGAGGAAGAAAUAUUAAACAAAAAAUGA
This is a messenger RNA of Chionomys nivalis (European snow vole), 429 nucleotides long. RefSeq names its product 40S ribosomal protein S8-like. Gene Ontology annotation, molecular function: structural constituent of ribosome. Gene Ontology annotation, cellular component: cytosolic small ribosomal subunit; ribosome. Gene Ontology annotation, biological process: maturation of SSU-rRNA from tricistronic rRNA transcript (SSU-rRNA, 5.8S rRNA, LSU-rRNA); translation. Bases 1 to 429 code for a protein of 142 amino acids. The transcript has 2 exons. Lineage: Eukaryota; Metazoa; Chordata; Mammalia; Rodentia; Cricetidae. The record is from RefSeq and is a predicted model, not a curated record.